AUGUCUACUCGCGAUGACUCUGGAGACGUCGGAUUCCACUGUCACCGCCUCGACGAUGCUACCAACGCAUUCUUUGACAGCAUAGACGCUUGGAAGCUCGAUCGCACAUGUGACCCUGCGAAGGGUUACUUCAUGGAGCUUCCGGAUCGCAUCGACGCCAUCAUCGAUCAGGCAGCUAGGCUCAAGGCUCUGCGACUGGCGUGCUCGGGUCCGCCCCCUCAUUCAUAUCCGCCAACUGACCACGAGAAUGCUCACUUCGGAUCGAGGGCGGCUACGCAGUCUGCCGUGGAUGUGAGCGACAUGCCCGAGGGGCACCACACGCCUGCAGUGGUGACCCCGUUCCAGUACCCAGAUCCUGUCUUCCAAGCCGGCUUCGACGCAACGUGGGGGCCGGACAUUGACAACGGCUUCAACUCCGGGUCCGGGUCCGGGAAUAUCAUGUCCUUCCCUCCCUCCUCGGAUAUGUCCUGGCAGCCAGGCAUCCCUCAUGGCUUCGAGGAAACCCCAAGACCGGAAGCAUACGACGGGAGAGGCUUCCCUGACCUCGGGUAUGAAGUGCCUACAAUACCUACCCCUGAUACACUACAGCAACCCACCUCCCAAGGCUUUGACCCGAAUUCGGCCCUAAGUGAGUUCAGCGGAAGCGAUCUCGCACGGGGGUAUAUCAUGCCUGAUACCUACAACGUCCUCCCUCAGAACACCCAACACGCCUUCGACACGAACCCAGAGACUCGAGCCGCUCUCCCCAGCACGGUACUACUGACCGGCAAAUCGGACAACAUAUCGGUCAGAAAGAUGGAGCAAGUCGAUCCCGCCACAGGCCAGAUUGGAAAGAGCGCACUGAUGACAAACGUGACGAUGGUCUUUCCAACGUCCGGUCUCUGCCAUCUGCCAGACCACAGUCAUGUCACCACUCACCAGUCCGGUGUCCGCCAGGGACAGAUGUGGAGCAAUGGGCGUCUAGUUUGCGUAUGGCAGGCAAGAGCGGUGGCGCAGAUAAGAUACCGUACCAUACCAGCUGGUAUAGGCGUGCCGAGCUCGAUGGAUGGUCGGGGGGUGCCCUCCGUCUGA
Dioszegia hungarica is the source of this 1071-nucleotide messenger RNA. RefSeq lists its product as uncharacterized. Bases 1 to 1071 code for a protein of 356 amino acids. NCBI's taxonomy places the organism in Eukaryota, Fungi, Basidiomycota, Tremellomycetes, Tremellales, Bulleribasidiaceae. The record is from RefSeq and is a predicted model, not a curated record. The transcript has a single exon.